UGGGUCUAUUUGGCAUUCCCUUUUGCUAUCAAGUUUCAUGUUUGGUAUGUCUCAAUGGCUGACAUUAUUGAUAUUUCGUCGUUAGUGUCUUCAUCUGUUAUUCAAACGAUAGAUUUCAGGGUUUUUGCAUCCCUAUGGUGUGGGGUGAAAGAUUUCGAUUGUUUCAAUGAAUCAAAUGAGCAGUCGUCUUUGUUUGAUAGCCUAAAACAAAGUGGAUCUCUACUAUCUGGGCUAAAUGGUAAUGUUGAUAAAUGUGUGCAUGCAGUAGGUGAAGAUUGUAGGACUACAGUUUGGACUUACCAAAUUGGCGAGAAAGAUGGGGUAUUAGAUUCAUUCCAACCUGAUGAACAGCUCAAGAAGAAGAAGAAAAUUUCAUAUGUUAGGAGACGAAGAGAUGUAUAUCAGACUCUUGGACCCAGUUCUGCAGCUGAAUCAGCCACUCUGCUGGCAUUUGGAAGUCUUUUCACCUCUCCAUAUAGAGGUUCAGAGCUGUACAUCGAUAUUCAUGAAGCUCCAAGAGAUCAGCGGAUACAGUCUUUGAUUAAAAAGAUUGAAUUUCUUCAUUUUCUCCCUGAAAUUUUGAGUGCAGGAAAGGAGUUUGCUGAUAAGAACAUAAAUGCCCAUUUUCUUUGUGCACAGCUCAGAUUGUUAGAUGGGCAGUUCAAGAAUCAUUGAAAAGCUACUUUUCUGAGUUUAAAACAGAAAGUAGAAUCUUUGGGACAGAGUCCUCUCCCUAUUCAUAUUUUUGUGAUGACUGAUCUUCCCGAAGGUAAUUGGACUGGAAGUUACUUGGGGGAUUUGGCUGGAGAUUCACAUCAUUUUAAGCUGCAUUUUCUGAGAGAAGAAGAUGAGUUAGUAUUAAAAACAUCCAAAAAAGUUGUGGCUGCUAAGCAUAGCCUGAGGUUUGCAUUUGUUCCAGAGAGCAUGGGUGGACUAAAAAAACAUUGCCCUUCUGAGAGAUUACCUGAUGUACUUCUAUUCAUAGAGGAAGCUGUUUGCAGCUGCGCUUCACUUGGUUUUGUUGGGACUGUGGGGUCUACUAUUGCAGAGAGUGUAGAGCUUAUGAGAAAAUUUGGCACAUGUGCAAG
Molecule: messenger RNA, 1088 nt
Organism: Quercus lobata
Lineage: Eukaryota; Viridiplantae; Streptophyta; Magnoliopsida; Fagales; Fagaceae
Product: O-fucosyltransferase 30-like
Exons: 2
Coding region: 55-675 (206 amino acids)
Source: RefSeq, a predicted model, not a curated record